This is a messenger RNA of Hirundo rustica (Barn swallow), 845 nucleotides long. It is a transcript of the gene FAM237B, whose product is annotated as family with sequence similarity 237 member B. Bases 383 to 790 code for a protein of 135 amino acids. The record is from RefSeq and is a predicted model, not a curated record. Lineage: Eukaryota; Metazoa; Chordata; Aves; Passeriformes; Hirundinidae. The transcript has 4 exons.
GCUCCCUCCACCGACCCGGUUCAGCUGCUGCUGCUGCUGCUGCUUUGCCAGUGCCAGAGCCCUCCCUGGGCACUGUAACCUCGGCAUCCUCGGAGCAUCCAGCAGCUGACAGACACUUGCAGCCCUCUCAUUAAUGUCUUUCUUUUUCUCCAAGUGGCUGACUUCUGUUUUUCAACGCUACUGUUUUCCAUCUCUCCGCUUAAAUACUGAAAUUGACAAUGUGUCCUUUCUCUGAGUGCUGGUGCCUUGUGAAGUGGAAGUGACAAGAGAAGCUUUUCCAUCCCUACUUGUUUCUGGAACCAGUUUUCUAAGAACCCAAAGAAGAGAAACUAAUGCAUGUUGAUAAGCUCUCAGGAUGCUGAGGCAGGUAUCUUCUUGAAGUAUGGAAUUUGUAUGGAAACGAUGGUGGUAUCUUCAGCUGGGCUGUAUAUUGAUAGUGAAUUUGGUUUAUGCCAAUCUAGAAUAUCAAAAAGAAACUCCUCCAAGCCUGCGUGAGAUUGACCAUCAGUGCUGGGAGGUAUCAUCCCAUGGGCUGGUGGAAAUGAAGAAACUCAAGGUAGCAGAUACAGUCAUUGCUCUCUGGGACUUCAUGAUGUUCCUAAAGGAAUCCCCUAGGCCCAAGCACAAUGAACUCUUCAACGAUUUAGCCCAGAACUUCUGGGAUAUGUAUGUGGACUGUGUGCUCUCAAGGUCCCAUGGAAUGGGCAGAAGACAAUUAACAUCUCCCAAAUAUUCUUCCACAUACUCACACAGAACUUUAGAAGGAUCUGCUUUCACCAAUCCAUUUUAGGCCAAAAGGGGAGAAAAUGAAGAUAUUUAAACAAGGCAGCAUCAAAAUGAAAGAG